CAAAGCGUCAUAAGUCCCUCCACCCGGCCCGGCUUCCCGUCGUGGGGGCACUGCACGGCCCUCCUCCCGUCGUGGGGGCACUGCACGGCCCACUCACUCCCGCCUCGUCACCCCCGCCAGGUUUCCCCCGCCCUUUCCGGCCGGGGCUGGUCGCGAUUGCGCGCGCAGGGCCUGAGCGGGCGUCGGAGGGAAGGGGAAGCGGCGGGUUCUAGCGAUCCUCUAACCUCAGCCUCCUGAGUAGCCGGAAGUACAGGCGUGCCCCAUCACACACAGCUAAUGUUUAAAAACUUUUUUGGGGGGCCUCACCAUGUUCCCCAGGCUGGUCUUGAACUCCAGGACUCAAGCGAUCCUCCCGCCAGGGCAUCCGAAAGUGCUGGGAUUACAGGGUAGUAACAGAUUAUGGACAACAGUCCUUUUUAAUUAAUGUAUCGUCAUCAUGGCUAAUGAGGGCUGUCCCAAGGCUGCUGAUAGUCCUUUUUCAUCAGAUAAACAUGCCCAGCUCAUCUUGGCCCAAAUCAAUAAGAUGAGAAAUGGACAGCAUUUCUGUGAUGUGCAGCUGCAAGUUGGAAAGGAAACUUUUAAAGCUCAUCGGCUGGUUUUGGCUGCCAGCAGUCCUUACUUCGCAGCUUUGUUCACUGGAGGAAUGAAAGAGUCCUCAAAAGAUGUUGUACCAAUUCUAGGAAUUGAAGCAGGAAUCUUUCAGAUACUUCUAGAUUUCAUUUACACAGGUAUAGUGAACAUAGGUGUGAAUAAUGUCCAGGAGUUGAUUGUUGCAGCAGACAUGCUACAGUUGACUGAAGUUGUUCAUCUUUGCUGUGAAUUUCUGAAAGGACAAAUUGAUCCACUGAACUGCAUUGGAAUCUUUCAGUUCUCUGAGCAAAUUGCCUGCCAUGAUCUCUUGGAAUUCUCAGAAAACUACAUUCAUGUCCAUUUCUUAGAGGUUCAUAGUGGAGAAGAGUUCCUGGCACUUACAAAAGAUCAGCUGAUCAAAAUUUUGCGAAGUGAAGAGCUUAGCAUUGAGGAUGAAUACCAGGUCUUCUUAGCUGCAAUGCAAUGGAUUCUGAAAGAUUUGGGAAAAAGAAGAAAACAUGUGGUAGAAGUGCUAGACCCAAUUCGAUUCCCUUUAUUACCUCCUCAGAGACUUUUGAAGUAUAUAGAAGGAGUAUCCGAUUUUAAUCUUCGUGUUGCAUUGCAAACACUUCUGAAAGAGUACUGUGAAGUAUGCAAAUCUCCCAAAGAGAACAAGUUUUGUAGUUUUCUGCAGACAUCUAAGGUUCGACCUCGGAAGAAAGCAAGAAAGUACCUGUAUGCAGUAGGUGGAUAUACUCGGUUGCAGGGGGGUCGUUGGAGUGAUAGCAGAGCCCUCAGCUGUGUGGAACGUUUUGACACCUUUAGCCAGUACUGGACCACUGUGUCUUCACUUCAUCAGGCUCGAAGUGGGCUGGGAGUAACAGUUCUGGGAGGGAUGGUCUACGCUAUUGGAGGUGAAAAGGAUUCAAUGAUUUUUGAUUGUACUGAAUGCUAUGAUCCAGUUACUAAACAGUGGACAACUGUAGCUUCAAUGAAUCAUCCUCGCUGUGGCUUAGGCGUGUGUGUGUGUUAUGGGGCUAUCUAUGCUUUGGGUGGAUGGGUUGGAGCUGAGAUAGGGAACACCAUUGAAAGAUUUGAUCCUGAUGAAAAUAAAUGGGAAGUAGUUGGUAACAUGGCUGUGUCACGCUACUACUUUGGGUGCUGUGAAAUGCAAGGUUUAAUUUAUGUAAUUGGGGGCAUCAGCAAUGAAGGAAUAGAACUUCGUUCUUUUGAAGUCUAUGAUCCGCUUUCUAAGCGUUGGUCUCCACUUCCUCCAAUGGGAACCAGGAGAGCAUAUCUUGGCGUGGCUGCACUCAAUGACUGCAUCUAUUCUAUUGGAGGAUGGAAUGAGACCCAAGAUGCUCUUCAUACUGUAGAAAAAUAUUCCUUUGAAGAGGAAAAGUGGGUUGAAGUUGCCUCAAUGAAAGUGCCUAGAGCAGGCAUGUGUGUUGUGGCAGUCAAUGGUCUUCUCUAUGUUUCUGGAGGUCGAUCUUCCAGCCAUGAUUUCUUGGCUCCAGGUACCUUGGACUCAGUUGAAGUUUAUAACCCUCAUUCAGAUACAUGGACAGAAAUUGGUAACAUGAUCACCAGUCGUUGUGAAGGGGGCGUUGCUGUGCUAUGAAAUAUAAAGCAUAACAGAGCACAAGGAACAUUUUGAAAAUGCAGGACCUGACCUUUUGGAAAGCAAACAUACAUGUGGUGGUAAGACCCUCUGAUUCUAUGAGUUUUCCAUGUAUUUGGUAGAUAAAUUACUAACGAGGCUGGGUGCAGUGGCCUCAUGCCUAUAAUCCCAGCACUUUGGAAGGCUGAGGCAGAAGGAUGACUUGAGCCCAGGAAUUUGAGGUUAUGGUAAGCUACGAUCAUGCCACUGCACUCCACUCCGGGCAUGAGUGGAACGAGAUCCUGUCUCUUAAAGAAAAAAACUAAACUAAAGAAUGAUUUUUCUAAAAAUAUGAGUGAGAAUGGAUAUGAAAUAUAUCCCAAUUAAUAAAGAGCUCACACAGAUUUGCCAAGCUUACUAAUAAUAGAAAUGCCACUUAUGCUGUAGAAUUCUCCAGUUUAAGUGUAGACAAGUCCGGUUUUACAAAUUUGUAAAAAUUAUUUACUAGAAGCUUCCUGGCAAAUAGCCCCUUUAGCUACUUCUCCAGUGCAGUAUAAGUUGUAACAUAACCUUUAUGUGAUGUAGGAAUAGUAUCAAUGACACAGUUUAAAGAUCUCUGUAUAUUCACAAUUGUAUCCAGAGCAUAAUUUUCCAUGACCAUAGUUUGAGCUACAGAGAAAAGCCAAUGAAACAGAUUCCUACUUUUAUUUAAUGCCAAGAGUUUUCAUUAGCCCCAAACUUUUUAUUGGCAGCAGAUACACUAGGAGGGGUGUUUGGGAAAUAUCUAUUUUUAUAGAUAGAUACCUUUUUGCUUGAUGAUAAGUUUUUGCUUGCUCAUAUUUUUUGUCUUGAUCCUGAGAAUGCAAGUAAAGAAUUAAUAGGAGGUUCUUAGUGACCAGAUGUUGUAAUGGGCUAUAGAGCCCAGCAGGCAGUAUGUACCUAGAAAUUUCUCUCUUUUUCAGGCUGGGCAUGGUGGCUCACACCUGUAAUCCUAGCACUUUGAGAGACCGAGGUGAGGCAGGAAGAUUGCUUGAACUCAGGAAUUUGAGACCAGCCUUGGGCAACAUGACGAGACUCCGUCUCUACCAAAAAACAUAUAAAAAUUAACCAGGCGUGGUGGCUUGUGCCUGUGGUCCCAUCUGCUUGGGAGGCUGAGGUUGCAGGAUCACUUGAGCCCAGGAGGUCGAGGCUGCAGUGAGCCGAGAUUGUGCCACUGCACACUGGCCUGGGUGACAGCAUGAUAACCUGUCUCAAAAAAAA
Piliocolobus tephrosceles (Ugandan red Colobus) is the source of this 3430-nucleotide messenger RNA. It is a transcript of the gene IPP, whose product is annotated as intracisternal A particle-promoted polypeptide. Gene Ontology annotation, molecular function: actin binding. The coding region runs from base 437 to 2191 and encodes 584 amino acids. The record is from RefSeq and is a predicted model, not a curated record. The transcript has 10 exons. Lineage: Eukaryota; Metazoa; Chordata; Mammalia; Primates; Cercopithecidae.